GGAGAAGGCACUUUCCACUUUUACGAGGGCGGUUAUCGCAUCCCAACCCAGGUCGAAGGCGAGCCUGUCAAUCCCGCCUGGGGACUCACCAAGGCUAACAAGCCACGCAAGCGCCUGGCCAUGGCAUGCUUGGAUUGUCGGGAGAAGAAAAUCAAGUGUGAGCCUGGCGCGAAUAGCUGCUUGCAAUGCGAGAAGGCGAAGCGUCCGUGUCGGAACACACCACCGAUAUGGCCAAGCAACGCAACCUCACCCAUCCGAGAACGAAUCUCGGAUCCAACACCUUCAUUUGGCCAUGAGCCAGAUGCCGAAGCCAUGCACAAGCGGCGAAACUUGGAGGACCACUCCCCUCCCGGCACUGCAGCAAAGAAGCACCGAUCUGCUUCACCAAAUGACAGCAAAGCUCUCUCGUGGGAUGAGGAUCCAUACUCUGUGGACCCACAACUGACCUUACAACUACUCGAGCACUUCUUUCAGGAUGUUAAUGACGCCACCUACAAUAUGUUCCCCAGGCAUCACUUCAUGCAUUGGGUCAGAACAUGUCCGCAGAAGUGCCAGAACGAAAGACUGGUCUUGUACGCCAUGCUCGCGAUGGCUUCCAUCUUUGCUGAUGAUGCCUACUCUGCUUUCGGCAGGCAGUGUGCCAACAUCACGGCGGAAGCACUACACUCAAGACAUGGACGCUUUAGCAUGCCAGUCGUGCAAGCACGAUUGCUUCUUGGCCUGUAUCAUUUUGCCCGGGGUGCUAACGACUUGACUUGGGAUUACAUUGGGGCAGGGAUGAACGCCUCAAACUUUCUUCGAUACCACACCGAACAAGGUUGCGUUGACGACGAGCCGCAAAUCGAGAGAGCGCGGAAUGAGUUUGCAUUCUCGAAAGAGCAGUUGAUUGAAUGCAAGCGACGAACUUUCUGGUCGGGCUUCCUGAUGGACAAGUACUGCGGUGGACGCUCAACGGUGGUCACUUCUCAAGACAUCUUCCUUCGAAUCCCGUGCUUGGACGAUCAAUUCGAGCGUGGGCUCAAGUCUGAGGCCCCUUACUACAACAAUGGCAUCAUCGAUCCCGUGCACACCAUCCUCACCGCCUCCAGUCCUGUGUCGCCGAUCUCGUGGCUGAUACUGGUAUCCGCCAUUUGGGGAGAUGUGGUUGACUUCAUGUACCGCGCGGUCCACCGAUCUCCGCUUGUUUACGAAGAGGAGUACGAAACGUUCUACGAGCGAACUCGCAACGCUCUCCAAGGCUGGUCCUCACGACUGCCGGAUCAAUUGCACUUUUCCCAGGCCAACGUGGAACGCAGCAUCAAGGGCGGCUACGCAGGACCAUACAUCUCUAUGCACAUUUUGUAUCAUCUGUCGUUGGUGAAGAUGAAUCGAUUUGUACGCCAUGCGCUGGUACCAAAGUCGAUUACAAGAAAUAUCCGGGCUACCACGCGGCACUCACAUGAGCUGCUGCAGGUCAUGAGCACGUUACGAGCAGCCAAAUGGGACAUGGCCGAGAAAGACGGCCACAUCGCAUCGUUUUCCUUCACCACACCCUUCGCUGGCUACGCCAUCCUGGCUGCAAUCGAUGUCGUCGGAGCCGGCGGUCUAGACUCCAACCUGAAGGCUACUCUGGACCUCAUCAGCUGCGGACUCGAAUGCCUACGCGAGCUUGCGAGAUACUGGAACAGUGCGCGUGACCAGGACAAGGCAUGCGAGACGCGCUACUACCAAAUUCAUAAUGUUUUGAAACACCCGUUCACCGCUCGCAGCGGCUGCUGGCUGGGCCGCGAGUGGGGUGUGCAUUCUUCCCUAGAGCGGGAAUUCGACGCCGAAAACGACUGCAUUUACGGCGCUGAA
Molecule: messenger RNA, 1836 nt
Organism: Pseudocercospora fijiensis CIRAD86
Lineage: Eukaryota; Fungi; Ascomycota; Dothideomycetes; Mycosphaerellales; Mycosphaerellaceae
Exons: 3
Biological process (GO): regulation of DNA-templated transcription; DNA-templated transcription
Cellular component (GO): nucleus
Molecular function (GO): zinc ion binding; DNA binding; DNA-binding transcription factor activity, RNA polymerase II-specific
Source: RefSeq, a predicted model, not a curated record